AUGUCUUCCCAGUGGUGGCUUCCGCGUCUUUCCUUCUUUCAAUCACUCCGCCAGUCUCACUAUGCUCUGCCUGUGCGCCCAGAGUUUCUGACUUCAUCUGCCUUUCAAAUUAUCAAUCCGCGCCAUCAUGUAACGACUACGGAUGUUGUCACUCAGGUAUUCCCAGAGUCUGUUGUUGCAGGGCUAAGCGACGAGGAAGCACUGUCGUUAUUCACCCGUGGUUUCUUUGGCGGCUUUGUCUUUGGGUUCGAGAGGUUUAUCCUACGAAUUGGCGGCUGGAAUUUGUUGCCAGCGCGGUAUACGGGUUUCCAAGGAGAUCCACACGCAUCCAAGAUCUGGAAUCUUUCUGAGCUUCCUCAACGUCACCUUCUCCCUGUCGGCAGCUCUCUUUUCGGAUCAUUUAAAGUUAUGGAUAAGCAGAUAGGACCGGCAUCAUCCGACCAACGGGCCAGUUACGUGGAUUAUGGGUUUGGUUCGGAUGAGUUCACGUUUGCAGGCUGCCACCGUUUCCAAAUAACUCGAUCGCCGCGUAUAGGCGCCGAGCCUCUGGUGCAAUUCGAGCUACAGCACUUUAAUUGCAAUCCUCAAAAAAACGAACGAACAGUGACAGGAUUCAUGAUAUGGUUUCAUUCUGCCUAUGCGAAAUUGCUAUUUGCCAAUGCAGUCCAGGGCGUUCUCAUGCGGUAG
Molecule: messenger RNA, 687 nt
Organism: Penicillium vulpinum
Lineage: Eukaryota; Fungi; Ascomycota; Eurotiomycetes; Eurotiales; Aspergillaceae
Exons: 2
Coding region: 1-687 (228 amino acids)
Source: RefSeq, a predicted model, not a curated record